Messenger RNA from Nymphaea colorata (pocket water lily), 3020 nucleotides. RefSeq names its product alpha-xylosidase 1-like. NCBI's taxonomy places the organism in Eukaryota, Viridiplantae, Streptophyta, Magnoliopsida, Nymphaeales, Nymphaeaceae. Gene Ontology annotation, molecular function: carbohydrate binding; hydrolase activity, hydrolyzing O-glycosyl compounds. The record is from RefSeq and is a predicted model, not a curated record. Gene Ontology annotation, biological process: carbohydrate metabolic process. The transcript has 4 exons. Bases 40 to 2865 code for a protein of 941 amino acids.
UUCCUCCUCCUGCUUCCACCGCCUACACGGACACAAGCCAUGGCUACUCUUUCUCCUUUGAUCGUACUCUUCUGUUCUCUGCUUUUGUCUCUCUCCCCUUUCGAAGUCUCUGCCCAUUCACAUACAACCAAAAUCGGCAAAGGCUAUCGCCUUGUCUCUCUAGAAGAAUCGCCUGAUGGAGGCCUCAUUGGCCUUCUGCGGGUAAAGAAGAAAACCCAUAUUUACGGCCCUGAUAUUCCCCAUCUUCAGCUCUAUGUCAAGCAUGAGACAGAUGAUAGACUGAGAGUUCACAUCACAGACGCAGAAAGACAAAGAUGGGAGGUUCCAUACAACCUUCUUCCGCGAGCUCCUGCUCCUCUGCCGCUUUCCUCCGGCCGGAGUCUCAUAGAUAUGAGGGGAAGGAAAGAUUUUGAGAUCACUCCUUCCGAACAUGGUGAAAACGAACUGAUAUUCGGAUUUAACGCAGACCCAUUUGGCUUCUAUGUGAGAAGAAGAUCAAAUGGGGAGACUCUGUUCAACUCGACUGCAGAUAAGAGGAGCCAUUAUGGGCAAAUGGUGUUCAAAGACCAGUAUUUGGAGAUCUCCACCAGCUUGCCUGAGAACUCCGCCUUGUAUGGGCUGGGGGAGAACACACAGCCCAAGGGAAUUCGGAUUCAGCCGCAUGAUAAAUACACUCUGUAUACAACAGAUAUCUCUGCUAUCAACCUCAACACAGACUUGUAUGGUGAUCAUCCUUACUAUGUGGAGCUCAGGAACAAUGGCGGAAAGGCCUCCUUUCAUGGCGUCCUGCUGAUGAACAGCAACGCCAUGGAUGUGUUCUACAGAGGCACGUCAUUGACGUAUAAGGUCAUUGGUGGUGUUCUUGAUUUCUACUUCUUUGCUGGACCAACUCCUCUGGGGCUCAUGGACCAGUACACCUCCUUUGUUGGUCGCCCUGCUCCUAUGCCUUACUGGGCUCUUGGAUUCCAUCAGUGCAGAUGGGGAUAUCAUAAUGUCUCAGAGGUUGCCAGUGUGGUGGAAGGGUACAGCAAAGCCAGAAUCCCUUUGGACGUCAUGUGGACGGACGAUGACCACAUGGAUGCCGCCAAGGACUUUACUCUGAGCGCCCUCAACUUCCCUCCCCAAAAGAUGAAGGCCUUCCUCAAAAAGCUCCACGGUGAAGGCCGCAAGUAUAUUGUCCUCAUUGACCCAGGCAUCAACGUGAACCGGACCUACAAGACCUAUCUCAGGGGAAUGGCCGACGAUGUCUUCAUUAAGCUCGACGGCGAACCCUAUUUGGCCCAGGUCUGGCCCGGCAUGGUCUACUUCCCGGACUUCCUUAACCCUAAAACCGUAGAUUGGUGGUCCAAUGAGAUCUCCACCUUUAGAAAGCUGGUCCCUGUUGAUGGCCUAUGGAUUGACAUGAACGAGCCUUCCAACUUCUGUAGUGGAAAGUGCACCGUGCCCACUACCCACCCUUGCCCGAACCCAGAGGGCCACCCAUGGGACUGCUGCCUGGAUUGCACCAACCUCACCCAGUCAAAGUGGGACAACCCACCUUACAAGAUAAAUGCGUCCGGGAUGGGCGCGCCGCUUGGGUUCAAGACCAUUGCAACCAGUGCUACCCACUACAAUGGGGUUCCUGAGUAUGAUGCACACAGCUUGUAUGGCUUCUCUCAGGCCAUAGCUACACAUAAAGCCUUGCUCAAGUCGACCGGCGGCAAGCGGCCUUUUGUGCUCACCCGGUCUACUUUCGUCGGCUCCGGCAAGUACGCGGCGCACUGGACUGGGGAUAACAAGGGAGAUUGGGAUAAUCUUCGGUACUCAAUAUCCACCAUUCUCAAUUUCGGCCUCUUUGGAAUGCCGAUGGUUGGAUCGGAUAUUUGUGGCUUCUAUCCUGCGCCUUUGCCUUUAGAGCAAUUAUGCAACAGGUGGAUCCAGCUUGGUGCAUUCUAUCCUUUCUCAAGGGACCAUGCCAACUUCGCCUCACCACGCCAAGAGCUCUACCAGUGGAAGUCUGUCGCGGAAUCAGCUAGAGUUGCGCUGGGCUUGCGUUACAAACUGCUUCCUUACCUCUACACACUCAACUAUGAGGCGCACACCACCGGCGCGCCUAUAGCGCGGCCCGUCUUCUUCUCCUUCCCCAGCUUUGUCGAGUCAUAUGGGCUAAGCACCCAGUUCUUGCUUGGAAGCAGUGUGCUGGUCUCACCCGUCCUUGAGGCCAAUGUGACCAAGGUCAAGGCCCUGUUCCCCCCAGGCACAUGGUACAGCCUCUUUGACCUCUCCAAGAAGAUAGUGUCCAAAGGGCAAUACUUCACCCUUGAUGCUCCCUUAAACGUUGUUAAUGCCCAUGUCUACCAGAACACCAUCCUCCCCAUGCAGCGCGGAGGUCUUAUAUCUAACCAAACUAGGACGACACCGUUCACCCUUGUCAUCGCCUUCCCGUCCGGCGCCAAAGCCGGUGAAGCCACCGGAAAAGUCUUCAUCGACGACGAUGAGGAUCCAGUGAUGCAACUGAGAGGUGGAAAGUCUACUUUUGUGGACUUCCAUGCCAAUGUGGGGGAGGGCAAGGUGAAGGUCUGGUCUAAGGUUGACCAAGGUCAAUUCGCAGUGAGACUGGGUCUGAUGAUUGAAAAGGUGGUGGUUCUUGGUCUGGCUGGGAAAAGCCAGGGCCUAGAGAUUGAGGUUGAAGGGGAGCCCCUGGAUUCACCUACCGUGAGUAAACUGUCCUUCGAGGAGUCUCAGAUCGAACAUAUGAAGGUGCCUGAAGCAGAGGUUGAGGAUGGUUUGAGUGUCGGCACCAUGAUGGUGCAGCUUGGUGGGCUUGAUCUGCCUUUGGGCAAGAGGUUCUCUGUGUCAUGGGAGGUGAACAUUGGUGGGAUCUAAGCAGUUUGGGAUCUUUUUAUUUCUUAGUGUUAGUCUCUUUUUAGGUUUAUGAAUGGGUGGGGUAAUGCCUGAUUUCUUUUUAAAUAUUGAUUCGGUGGCAGUACAUAUAAUAAUAGAUGUAAUUGCCCAAUCAAAGAUGCUCCGGUUUCUGAAGA